Molecule: messenger RNA, 354 nt
Organism: Camellia sinensis
Lineage: Eukaryota; Viridiplantae; Streptophyta; Magnoliopsida; Ericales; Theaceae
Source: RefSeq, a predicted model, not a curated record
AUGGGACAUCUUGACCAAUACAUAGAUGGGGGUAUGAAAGCCGUGCCAUUGGGGCAAACCGAGCCAAACGGCCUAGCGGCCCUAGAGGCAGCACCCCAAGGUGUAAUCAACGUCAUCCAUGGCAUCGUUGAACCAGCAAGGGUCUGCGAGCUCAGAGGGAUGAUUAAAAAAGCCGAGCACAUGAGGGAAGUGCUCUCCGUUCGGCCCGCUGUAAAGAAAGGGAAGACCGAGGAGAAGGGCAUUCUUACCUUUUCGAGCAGGGACUUGGAGCGGAUCCAGAUGCCCCACAAUGACGCCCUAGUGGUAACUCUUCGCGUCAAAGACUUUGACAUCAAGAGGAUCUUGAUCGACUAG